Messenger RNA from Rhizopus microsporus ATCC 52813, 1269 nucleotides. RefSeq lists its product as uncharacterized. NCBI's taxonomy places the organism in Eukaryota, Fungi, Mucoromycota, Mucoromycetes, Mucorales, Rhizopodaceae. Gene Ontology annotation, cellular component: NuA4 histone acetyltransferase complex; Swr1 complex. The annotation marks the transcript as partial. Gene Ontology annotation, biological process: DNA repair; negative regulation of transcription by RNA polymerase II; chromatin remodeling. Gene Ontology annotation, molecular function: transcription corepressor activity. The record is from RefSeq and is a predicted model, not a curated record. The transcript is spliced from 6 exons.
AUUAGUAGAGAAUUAUACCAGCUCAUUGGAGGAGCACCACCUGUUGCAUUUGUAAAACCAACUUUUAAAUCUAAAUUUCAAACAAACAAAAGGGCAACACCAUGGAUUCAUCAAGAAUUUAUCAAUCCAGCCAGAAACGAUGGAUUAGUGCUGAAGCAUUGGGUGAAGCAAAGUGAGGCAGACAAUCAAGGCUAUGAAUUUGCAAAGUUCAACAAGACGAUUGACAUUCUUCAAUAUACAGACGAGGACUAUGAAAAAUACUUGACAGAUAAUGAUUGGAGUAAAGAAGAGACAGAUUAUUUAUUUGAAUUAUGUAAAAAGUAUGACUUGAGAUUCCCAGUGAUUGAAGAUAGAUACAACUAUGAGAAUAAACAGAGAACAAUGGAAGAUUUAAAGGAUAGAUUUUAUUCAAUCUACAGAAAACUCAUUUUAAAUGGAAAAGGACCCACUACAGGAGAUUAUGAUAGACAAGUACUUGCACAACAAUAUGCAUUUGAUAAAUCUAGAGAAAUUGAAAGAAAGAAUGCGUUGAUUAUGCUAUUUAAUCGAAAGAAAGAACAAGUAGAGGAAGAAGAAGCAUUAUUAGUUGAAGCAAAGAGAAUCGAAUUGAAUGAAUCCAAGUUGGCCAAAGAGAGAGAAAGUCUAUUGAAUUCAUUGCAACUGGAACAGAUUCAACAGAUUCCAUCCACACCAAAUACACCAUUGAGUGCUAAUCAUGCAAACAAUUUCUCUUCACCUGGAAGCAUCGGAAUUACAGGUGGCACAGCAUCAAGUAUAUCAUCAGACAUGAAGGUAAGCAUUGUUUUAAUAAAAGGAUGGACUGAUUUAAAAAAGAGAAAGUUGCAAGAAGAAAUGAAGAAGGGAAGAAAACUAUCAUCUGCUACUAUGGACGUUGUUGAACCGCCACCCGAGAUUAAACGAGAAAAACUUACACCAGGUGUUUAUGUGCGAAGUCAGAAAUUACCUAUAGUCAAACCGGCGAUGCAACAAAAGAUGAUAAAGACACUAGAAGAAUUAGGAAUUGGACCAAGGCCCAUUAUGCCAACGGCUAUUAUCUGCCAAAAGUUUGAACACUUGCAAAAUUCUAUUUUGAGCAUGUUUGAAUUAAAGAAACUAGUCGAUAAAACGGAAAUGGAACACAAGGUUAAACUACAAAAAGGUGGAGCAGGAAUAACAACAAAUACAGGAAGGGUAAUGCGGUUAAACUGCUCAUUUAUACAAAUAACUAAUAAUUAUCAUAGAAGCGUUCAUCAAGUAAUGCAGGAGUAG